Molecule: messenger RNA, 1205 nt
Organism: Aedes aegypti (yellow fever mosquito)
Lineage: Eukaryota; Metazoa; Arthropoda; Insecta; Diptera; Culicidae
Product: protein arginine N-methyltransferase 1
Exons: 2
Coding region: 1-1110 (369 amino acids)
Biological process (GO): peptidyl-arginine methylation
Cellular component (GO): nucleus
Molecular function (GO): protein-arginine N-methyltransferase activity
Source: RefSeq, a predicted model, not a curated record
AUGCAGUCCUCGCACAUUUUUCUCCGGAAUUUUAAAGAUACAAAAGUUGAAUCAACAGCCGUAACGAUGAACCGUUCCGCCUCCAUCAAACCGGAAGAGAUGACCUCCGUGGAGUACGACCGGGACCCAUUCGCCCACUUCGGUGCGCACGAACCGACCCUCAAGGAUCAGAUCCGGACGAGAACCUAUCGGAGGGCCAUCUACAAGAACCAGCACCUCUUCCGGGGCCGUACUGUGCUGGACGUGGGCUGCGGAAUGGGAAUCCUGUCGCUGUUUGCGGCCCGGGCUGGCGCUUCUCGGGUCAUUGCCGUGGACAGUUCCAACGUGAUUGACCACGCUCGGAGCGUGGUUGAGGAGAACGGUCUCGGCCAUGUGAUCACACUGGUACAGGCGAAGAUUGAGUUGCUGGAGCAGCUUCCGCAUGGAAUUGGCCACGUGGAUGUAAUCCUGUCCGAGUGGAUGGGAUUCUGCUUGAUGGACCGGCCGAUGCUGAAUGCGGUCAUUUACGCGCGGGACAAGUGGCUCAAGCCGAAUGGGGGCGUGAUGUUCCCGGAUCGGUGCACCCUCUUCGUGGCGGGGAUCGAAGACAGGAAGGGGCUGGAUGCCCGGAUCAACUGGUGGGAUCGGGUGUACGGAUUCGACAUGAGCCCAAUCCGGAGCAACGCCUUGAUCGAACCGCUGGUGGGUACGAUUGGAACUCGCCAGCUCGUCACCAGUUCCUAUCUGAUCAAGGAAGUGGACAUGUACAGCGUGGAGCACUGCGAAACAACCGGAUCCGAUUUGGACAUCGAGUCCCCGUUCCACUUGAUUGCCAAACGGGACGAUUUCGUCCACGGUUUGGUGACCUAUUUCAACGUGGAGUUCACCAGCUGUGAGAACCGGAUAGGGUUCAGCACUUCGCCGAUGACGCCGUUUACCCACUGGAGGCAGAUGGUGUUCUACCUGGACGAGGGCCUGGUCGUGAAGAAGGGCGAGGAGAUUGGCGGGAUGUUUUGCAUGAAAUCGAAAGAUGCCAGCGGACGGUAUCCGGAGGCGGAUUUCCAGAUUCGGGUGCGGUUUGACGGGGAACUGUCGCAGGUCGAUGAGGAGCGAGGGUAUCAACUGCGUUGAGCGUUUUGAUGGGAUCGAUUGGGGAACCAGAAUUUACCUGAUAUGAACUAUGUUUUCCAAGUUUUAAAUGAAAUAUACUUUAAGCUGUUAUCUUA